AUGCCUAAGAACCUGAAGGAACUGGAGGCUGGCCUGGGUAUCAUGGGAUACUACCGCGAGUUUGUCGAUCAUUUCUCCGCAGUGGCAGACCCGUUGAACAGGCUCAAGGCACAAGGUUUUCGGCGGGCCCCAAUCAAGAACCCUGCACGGGACUCGUACGCGGCAAAAAUCACUUUCCCUUACAGCGCUGAGCCCCCCGCGGAUACUUCCACCCCGUCGCUGCGUCGUGAAGCUGAACGCAUACGCCGGCAAAAUGACAAUGCCGGGCAGCUGUGGGAGGAAUGCCAAGUGGCUUGGGAAAAGCUGAAGACCGCCCUCGUCAACGCAGUCGAGCUGGCACACCCAGGCUUUGACAAACCCUUUAAAUUACACGUCGACGGCAGCAAAGAACGCGGAUUCGGUGCCGCCCUCCACCAAACACAAGAAGACGGGAAGCUGCGUCCUAUACUGUUCCUAUCCAAGAGCCUGUCACCAGCCGAACAAAAUUACGGCGCGACAGAGCUGGAGACAGCCGCUCUAGUGUGGGCACUGCAGAAGCUGGAACAUUAUCUAGACCACGCACAGAUCGUCGUGGUAUCUGACCACACCGCGAUUCGGGAUACGUUCGCGAGCAUUAGAAACGGCAAACCAAAAGGCAAAUACCGGUUGGUGAAUUGGCGAUUAUAUCUUGAACGUUGGCGUCGGAACAUCAAGAUCAAGUACAGGGAAGGUCGCGCUCACGUCAACGCCGACGCCCUGUCCCGACUGCCCACGGUUCACGACGUCGUCGAGGUGAUGCUCACCGAGUCGAUUUCAGCGGCGACGCCCCAGCCAAAAACCACUCCCCUCGCCGAUGAUUUGUUGACUCGCAUUGCACAGGCGCUGCCGGCAGAUCCAACCUUUCGGAAAAUCUACGCACGUUUACGACAAAACGAGGCACCGGAUAUAUUACACCAUUUUGCUAUCCAGCGUGACUCGAAGCUUCUCUAUUUCUACGACGCUGACAACUGGCGUUUGUGUGUACCUGAGAAAAUGAUCGAUGAAGUCAUUCGCGUUGGGCACGAUGAUCGAUCGCACGCGGGCGGAGCUCUGCGCACGUACGGAUUCCUCCGUGAUUACGUCUUCUUUCACAACAUGCGCCGUCGUGUCGCCGCAUACGUGUCAGCGUGCCCAGAAUGCCAAAAAUCUCUGCCCAGGAGGUCACUGCCUUACGGGAAUAUGCAACCUGUGCCUAUGCCAAAAUGCCCUUUCGCCACUGUGUGUUUGGAUUUCGUCACAGGCCUGCCAGAACACGACGGGGUCGACUGCUUGCUCGUCGUAGUCGAUAAAUUUUCCCGCCUCGUUCGAUGCCUGGAAGGCCGGACGGACUGGUCCGCCGAGCAGUGGGCAACGAAAUACAUACGUCAGGUGUAUCCCGAGUGGGGCAUGCCGCACCAAUUCAUACAUGACGCCGAUCCGAAAUUCGUGUCGCACCUUUGGCAAGCGCUGUGCGACGCCUCGAACACCACCAAUAGGCCAACCACAGCUUACCACCAACAAGCGAACGGCCUGAGCGAACGCACUAUUCAGACCUUGGUGCUGUGCCUGCGUUCGGUGAUCGGAGGCCGCUACGACACAUCGCAAUGGCGCAACUACCUACCUCACGUCCUAUUCUCGCUGAACACAUCAAUACAAAGCGCAACGGGCCUGUCGCCGUUCGAACUACUGUACGGACGCAAGCCACGUCAUUUCCUACAGCUUUCGGCCACCGCAGAAGACGAAGACUUCGGGUCUUCACAGAAAGCGCGUUUCGCCGACGCCUGGGACGCAGCCCAGCUGGCCGUGGCCCGCACCAAGAUUUACUACGACGCAAAGCACCGAACACCCCCUGCUCUGGACGUGGGCGACCUGGUGUACGUUAAGUUGGCCAAGCCGGGCGCAGACGGCUACCACCUUAAUCACCAGACGAAGUUGUCCCAUCGACGUGCCGGUCCUUUCCCCAUCACGAAACGUAUAUCCGCGCUACGUUUGGAACUCGGCUUGCCCUCCUACCUCAAUUGGCGGCCGGAAUUCAGCAUCGAACAUUUGGAACCCGUCCCGGCCUUACCCCCCGGGCCCCUGAAAGGCACGGACAAGUACAUCAUUGAGAAGAUCAUCGCCCACCGCCGCGUGGGACGCAAGCGACAAUACCUGGUGAAAUGGCUCGACUACGAUGAGACAUACGAUAGUUGGGAACCUGAGGACAUAUUACAAGAGGAUGUGCCGAAACUCCUUGAUCUUUAUAAACAGCAACACAACCUUGUCUCGCGAGGACGCCUUCCACGCUCGCGAUGA
This is a messenger RNA of Cordyceps fumosorosea ARSEF 2679, 2292 nucleotides long. Its product is annotated as Ribonuclease H-like protein. The transcript has a single exon. Gene Ontology annotation, biological process: DNA integration. Lineage: Eukaryota; Fungi; Ascomycota; Sordariomycetes; Hypocreales; Cordycipitaceae. The coding region runs from base 1 to 2292 and encodes 763 amino acids. The record is from RefSeq and is a predicted model, not a curated record. Gene Ontology annotation, molecular function: nucleic acid binding.